AUGCCGCCGCCGCCGCUGCUCCCGAUGCUCCCGCUGCUGCUCCUGCUCUGCCCGCGCCUGCCCCGCGCCGAUCCGCUCUCCUACCCCGCCGUGAUUUCCCCCCAAGACCCCACCCUGCUGAUCGGCUCCUCGCUGGUCGCCACGUGCACGGUCAGCCCGGACUUUCCGCUGAAAGCCGAGGAUCUGUACUGGACGCUGAACGGGCGGCGCCUCCCGGCCGCCUCCUACGCCGCCCUGGGCCCCUCCACGCUCAGCGUGGCCCUCGCUCGCCUCAACGGCUCCAGGCAGCAGUCGGGGGACAAUCUGGUGUGUCACAGCAGAGAUGGGGGCAUCCUGGCCGGUUCCUGCCUUUAUGUUGGAUGUACGUCGGUGCUGCUUACCCCAGAAAAACCAGUCAACAUCACUUGCUGGUCCAAAAACAUGAAGGACCUGACCUGCAAGUGGGCGCCGGGGACAGAAGGGGAGACCUUCCUGCACACCAACUACACCCUCAAGUACAAGCGCAGGUGGUACGGCCAGGACAACACCUGCCAGGAAUACCACACGGCUGGCACCUACUCCUGCCACAUCCCCAAGGACCUGGCACUGUUCACGCCCUACGAGAUCUGGGUGGAGGCGUCCAACCGCCUGGGGGUGGCCGUGUCCGACGUGGUCAUGCUGGACAUCCUGGACGUGGUCACCACGGACCCGCCGUCGGACGUGCACGUCAGCAGGGUGGGCGACCUGGAGGACCAGCUCAGCGUGCGCUGGAGCUCCCCGCCGGCCCUCAAGGAUUUCCUCUUCCAAGCCAAGUACCAGAUCCAAUACCGGGUGGAGGACAGCUCCGAGUGGAAGGUCGUGGAUGAUGUGGGCAACCAGACCUCCUGUCGCCUGGCCGGCCUGCGCCCCGGCACCGUUUACUUCGUCCAGGUGCGCUGUAAUCCCUUCAGCAUCUACGGCUCCAAGAAAGCCGGGAUUUGGAGCGAUUGGAGCAACCCCACGGCCGCCUCCACCCCUCGCAGCGAGCGAGCGGCGGGGGGCUGCGACCCCAAAGGAGGGGAGCAGAACACGACGCUGCGGCGGGAGCUGAAGCAGUUUUUCGGGUGGGUGAAGAAACACGCCUACGGCUGCUCCAACCUGGGCAUCAAACUCUACGACCAGUGGCGCGUGUGGCUGCAGAAAUCGCACAAAACACGCAACCAGGUUCUUCCCGGCGAUAAGUUGUAGCCCGCGGGGGACCGAGCGCCGGCAGGAUGGGAC
Catharus ustulatus (Swainson's thrush) is the source of this 1239-nucleotide messenger RNA. RefSeq names its product cytokine receptor like factor 1 (gene CRLF1). Gene Ontology annotation, cellular component: external side of plasma membrane. Gene Ontology annotation, molecular function: protein binding; cytokine receptor activity. The record is from RefSeq and is a predicted model, not a curated record. The transcript has 8 exons. Bases 1 to 1206 code for a protein of 401 amino acids. Gene Ontology annotation, biological process: cytokine-mediated signaling pathway. NCBI's taxonomy places the organism in Eukaryota, Metazoa, Chordata, Aves, Passeriformes, Turdidae.